UAUCGUGAAUUAUAGCUAUCACGUUCACAAAGGCUGAACACCCCUCGUCUCAGGAAAAAGGCUGGGUUUAUCUCACAACAACUGUAGAUAAAGACAGCUCUUGUGUGUUUUGGGGGAACGCUGUCUGAAAGAACACAGGUGGUGCUGGCUUUAAAAAAAAAACAGGAGUGUUUGUCAGUUUGUCACAAAAUGACAAACGCAAAAGAAAAGAAAAAAAAAAGGAAUAAAUGGAGUUUGAUUGGUAAGAAGAAAUUGAAUUGUAAUAUUUCUUCAUCGUCAAGUACAUGUUACGGAACCGAGCGUUUCGAAAGGACAUGGAAUUAAAGAAAAAUGGAUUAAAUGGAGUUUGCAUGGAAAGUGGAGAUAGGGUAGUAAUAUAGCCUCAUCGUCAAGUACACGAGCCGAGCCUUUCGAGAUGGCAUGUAUAAGUGUGAACAGAGGGCACUUCGGAAGGAUUUCACGUGUACGACUCUGCGGGACCUGGACCUUGGGAACUACCUGAGGUUGUUGCGAAGAUCAAGCGACCGCUUCUCUACUGGAAUCAGGUCAGUGAAGCCUUUUUACGUGAAAACUUGAAUAUAAAACAGGUGGGUGUUUUCACGUUAAUCUAAUUACAUAAACAAAAUAACGCAAAGACGUGUUUUAUGUCAGUUUUUGUCAUUCACCAUGUCUUCAACUGGGCAAAACAGCUAUAUCAUGAUUAGGCAAAAAAAAAAGUUGUACGGAGGGCUACUGCAUAUAAGUUCCAGGCUUCCAGACUUGGUGAUAACUUGUAUCAAAAAGGUACAAGAAAUUAAAAGGCAUUAGAUAUUUCCUUAAAGUUUCCGCAAUACAGCCCACAGGCAGCCAAGGAACGGGAUGUUUGCAAGUAGAUUCCAUAAGCCGUCUGGCAGAUCAUUAAUCACACCAGUGAUUCUCACGGAGACAUGCGCGCCAAGACGGCUCCAGAAAACCUGCUCUGUAUUCCAACAAGCCAAUCAGGUGCAAGUAUACUUUACGCGGAGCAAUUAGGUGCGAAAAAUGGCGACAACACGACCGACUUCGCGAGACCGACAAGGCAAAACAACGAAUGCCAGGUCAAUAAAAGCCUUUCGUAACUACUAUUUGAUACUUUAAUGUUAUAUACGAUAUACUUACCGAAAUAAUCUAAUUUAAAAAAAGGGGGAAGCGAGGAAGAUAUUUUUGGAAAUUGCGAAACAAAUCUCAAAGCUGAAAAAGAAAUAAAGCAAGAUUUCUGAUACGUUACUGAUACGAAUUCUUCAAGAUUUCCGUGGCGGCAUUUGUUGUUGGUUUAGGAUAACGAAAAAGUGCCCAAAAAAGCCAAACAACUGCACUUUAAGAUAGCGAGGUCGUGCCCCUGUGCAAUACUGGUACCUGAUUGGCCGACUCUAAGCACGUGCACACUCUAGACCGUCUUAUCGAGACAUUUCGGUGUCAGAGUUUAGAAGGUUUGCAAUGGACAUGUCAGGCCCCUAUAAAUCACCAGUGAUAAACAAAACUUAUCCGAGCUCGGAAACCAUGCUCUGGUCCAGCCCGCCAAGACUCGCACAUCUGAAUAGUUGCCUCUACACACAACCCAGGAAAUCUCUAUACACGUACGGAGAAGGCGAGAGGGCUAACGAGAUCCUACAGGGGGAGCACUCUAGUAGACCGAACUACAGUUACCCUGUCCCGAAUGAGAAUCAAGGAAGCCAGAGUGAGCCUAUCACCCAGCAUCUUCUCGAUCCUAUCUACCCAUGGAUGAAGCCCAAGAAGGGAGGCAAAAAUCACUUUGCUUUUGUUAGAGAAUCAAAGAGGCACCGAACGAGUUACACCAACAAACAGCUCCUGGAGCUCGAGAAAGAAUUCCACUUCAACAAAUACCUCUGUAGCUCACGCCGAAGAGAAAUCUCAAAAGCCCUGCAGUUGACGGAGCGUCAAGUGAAAAUUUGGUUUCAGAACCGCCGAAUGAAAUGGAAAAAGGACGAGAAACAGAAAACAGAGGACUGUUAUAGUGCGCAUCAAGAGAACAUCGAGGAGAUUCCAUUAUCGUCGGCACUAGCGCCAUUGUACAUUCCAAACUCUCGGUCAGCGUGCCUUCACUCCUGAUAUCAGAAAAGUAAGAUAGCUAUAUAAUAUUAGCAUUCUAUAGAUUAUCUACUAUCCUAGAAAUCAGGAUUUGCAGACCGAAUUUAACCGGGGAUUUGUGGUUUAUUUAACUAUUUCCAAAACCUUCCGAACGUAGUUCCUCUAGAUUCCAUACGCCAUAUUGCGCCAAGAACCGGAUCAAAAGGUCUCACGCCAAUUGUGAAGCAAAAAUAAUUCCAUUUAUCUUUCUGCUUGAAUAUUUAAUUAUACAUUUUCACAAGUUGCAGAUCAUUCGUUAACUCCAAGCUCUAAUUUGUUGAUUUAUUUAAGUAUAACACAAAAGCAAGUAUCUUUUGAUUCUAAAGGACUGAAAUUCCAUCAGUGGAUAUUUGAAAUGGUCUGAAUGUUGACCAUUGAUUUUUACACAUUUCUCAUACAUAAAGCAGGCUAUUUUAAGUAAAUCAAUGUAAAUUGUCAACUAAAGACUCAUCUAGAAUCACGUCAGAAAAAACUAUCGAGGACUAGGGGUGUAAUGAUUCUCGCGAACUUUUUACCUCGAAUGCGCCCCCUAGGAAUAAGUCUAGUCUAGGUAAUAAAGAAAACUUGAACACUCAAUUAUCUUGAACAUUUACAUCCGUUAAUUGUAUAACAACUUGAUUUCACCUCGUUUAAUUAAAGAUCUCAUAAUUCGUACGGGUUUACUUUUUGCCCGCGCGAGACGCCAUUUUGUUAAACGAGCGGUAUUUCGUUUAUAAGAAAUGUCCUAUGUUUACAAUCAUCAUUUAUGUACAAUAUUUUAGAGUGUAAUAUAAAGUACAAUUAUGUAUACUUUUACAAUACACUCGUAUCAUUAAUCACUUUGUCCCAAUAAAGUGCACCAAACACU
Messenger RNA from Nematostella vectensis (starlet sea anemone), 2953 nucleotides. RefSeq names its product homeobox protein Hox-A6. Gene Ontology annotation, molecular function: DNA-binding transcription factor activity, RNA polymerase II-specific; DNA binding. NCBI's taxonomy places the organism in Eukaryota, Metazoa, Cnidaria, Anthozoa, Actiniaria, Edwardsiidae. Bases 1456 to 2088 code for a protein of 210 amino acids. The transcript has 2 exons. Gene Ontology annotation, biological process: regulation of DNA-templated transcription. The record is from RefSeq and is a predicted model, not a curated record. Gene Ontology annotation, cellular component: nucleus.